This is a messenger RNA of Symbiodinium natans, 1485 nucleotides long. NCBI's taxonomy places the organism in Eukaryota, Dinophyceae, Suessiales, Symbiodiniaceae. The record is from the annotation of a GenBank genome assembly.
AUGGCGCCACAACCCUCCUUCGAGCUCGCGGCAAGGCUCAAAGCCUCUCAGCAGAUUCUUGCGAAAGAGCUGUGGGUCAAUUCCUGGAUGGUGUGGUGCUGGCUUCUCGGACAUGCCGCAACGUGGAUCUGCGUGGGCUUUGGCAUGUACAUCAUGCCUGACGGCGUGGUGAAUUUCUUUCCAGGCCAUCUCCGACAUGUUGAGCACCUUCAUGCUGGAGCCACCAAAGGUGUUAGCAUUUUUCAAUGCACCACGGCGUUUGUUUGUGACUUCCCAGAUCGCCCAAUCUUCCCAAACAUUUCAAAGCCGCAAGGAUUCUACGCGGUCAUCGUUGUCUUCAUCUCCUUCGUGGCCUUUUGCAGAUCGCGUGCUGGUGGAGUGGAUGGUGCCUGGCCAGCGCCGCUGUACGUGAUUUUCCCGCAGAACUACUCGGCCUUCGGGCUAGCCAAGGGGCAGCGGCCCGCCAGGGUGUUCAUGGUCAUCUUGGCUUUGCUGGGUUUGCCUGGUGUUGGCAUGAUCUUUCAGGCUUUCAUCAUCACUGAUCCUAGCUUCGUCGGUUGGACUGCGGAAGGAGCUUUAUUUUUUAGGAUCGGAAUGUGGGGAGCAGCUCUCUUCAGUUGUGGAUGGUACAUGUUGUCUGGAUGCUUCUUUUGCGCACCUCGGUUUUCCGGAGCUGCCUUGGCAGACCGUUCGUUGCAGGAGCGCAUUGCCAGCAAGUCUGAAAUUCUGUCUGGGAAGAUGGCGUCCAAGCAAGAAAAACCGAAUUGGAUGGAGUACGGAAUGCUGCAUUUGGAGAUGCUCUUGUUUGCAGCAGACUUCGUCUCAGAUGGCCUCGCCGGCUGGCAGUUCCUGCAGGGGGAAAUGUAUGUACUGUUCGCAUUGCAACUGGGCAUCGUGCUGGUGUCCCUUUGGGCCGAAACGCGACAGAUGAGAAGGCAUGGAAAUCUUAUGACAUGGUGCCGUGCCUUCACAGAGUCCAGCCGCUAUGGAUGGCCGACCGACGAAUUUCUUGCCAUCAUGCUGAUGGAGAAGUCAGUCGAGGCUCCACUAACCUUCCUCCUACAAGGGUACGCUGUGUGGGCGGUCAGCUUACAGGCUAUGGCGACGGAGGGACGGUCUGUAGCAUUCUUUCAUGGAAAGCUGGCGCUGGCCGCUUUCGGCGUGGCAAAAGGCGCUUACGUGCUGAUUCACUUGGACCUUGCUCGACACCUCCACGCAGUCCAGGAGGAUGCAGCAGCGAUCCUCGGGGCUGCAGCACCAACAGCGCCCAGUAACCUUGUCUCCCCACCCGCCGUGGAGCUGCCGCCGGCCAUGGCCGACGCGCAGCCCGCGGCUCCCCAGUCCGGUGCCCAGGAUGCUGGAGCUUUCCCACCAGGCUUGAGCCCUCCACCUCCCAGAGCUUCCAUGCCUCCGCUACCUCCGCUGCCCGGGCUUGAAGGGGUUAUUCAAGUCGGGAAGCCGCGGGGCUUCGUCGACAGGGAGUAG